CCUCUUCUGUUCCAAUGGAGCUCGUGCGAGGAACGCAGUGGGAGCCGUAGCAACAAGAACUCGCGAGAAGCGCCGUGAACGUAAGCAACAAGACAACCAAAAUAAAGUGAGCACAACAAACCCGGAGCGCAUGAUGGCGGCGUCGCAGCUGCGCCGGGACAAGAAAUCCACCGCCGCCCAUCUGAAGGCAGACCUUAAGCGGACUGACAACAGCUCGGCGCUGCGGCAGCUGCAGGAGCUGCUGGAUAGCGUGCUGAACCCGGAGCGCGGCUCGGACCCGGAGGCGCUGGAGUGGUGUAAAUGGCUGCUGGCCGGAGGGGACGGCUUCGACGACUUCUGCCGCACCGUCCGGUCUUACGACAACGCCACCCUCUGCGGGCUGGUGUGGACGGCCAACUUUGUGGCCUACCGCUGCCGGACGUGCGGCAUCUCGCCGUGCAUGUCGCUAUGCGCCGAGUGCUUCAACAACGGCGAUCACACGGGCCACGAUUUCAACAUGUUCCGGAGUCAGGCCGGCGGGGCCUGCGAUUGCGGGGACGGGAACGUCAUGAGAGAGAGCGGGUUUUGUAGAAGGCAUCGGUUAAAAACAGGUGAGAAUGUGCCAUCGGUCCCUCGUGAUCUGCUGCUGAUGUCUGAGAUGGUUUUGCCGCGGUUUAUCAUCACUAUCAUCCAGUACCUGAGAGACGGCUACACAGAACCAGAGUCUGCGGCUGACAGAGAUCUACAGAAGGUUCUGCAGCAGUUAGAGUCGCACAUAUCGCUCUUAGAAGAGCUCACCAAGAUGGGCGGGGCCAUGCGCACUGUUCUUACCAAGAUCUUAACCAAUCAGCAGACCUUUAAAGAGCUGAGCAUGGGUCAAGAGGAAAAUGUUUAUGCAAAGAGAAGUUAUGAGAAGUAUUUGUCUGCAUUGAAGAGUUCAGGACUGGUGUCAGUGGAGGAGAAGGGGGCAGGAGGAGCGGGCGCUGGCGCAACAGACACUGCAGCAGGGGCAGGAGCUCUCAGUCUACUGGGAGCGACUGCAGCUGCCAGUCUGGAGGAUUCUAGCAAAGAGGAGGAUCAGGAUGGACUGCAGGGUGUGGGCCAGAGGAAAAGAGUCAAGCUCAGUAGCACUACCAAAGAUCCAUCUAUUAUGGACACCUUGAAGCAUAAAUGUUUUUUGGAAGAGUUAUUGUUUUGGACAAUUAAGUAUGAAUUUCCUCAAAAGAUGGUCACUUUUUUACUCAACAUGUUGCCAGAUCAGGACUACAAGAUCACGUUCACUAAAACAUUUGUUCAGCACUACGCCUUUAUCAUGAAGACCCUUAUGAAGAGUCAUGAGUCAGACACCAUGUCCAACCGCAUCGUCCACAUCAGCGUGCAGCUCUUCAGCAACGAGGAGCUGGCGAGACACGUUACUGAGGAGUGCCAGCUGCUGGACAUCAUGGUCACUGUGCUGCUUUACAUGAUGGAGAGCUGCCUUAUCAAGAGUGAACUGCAAGAUGAGGAGAACAAUCGUCAUGUGGUGGUGAACUGUGGUGAAGCUCUACUAAAGAAUAACACCUACUGGCCUUUAGUUAGUGAUUUUAUUAAUAUCCUCUCACACCAAAGUGUGGCCAAGCGCUUCCUGGAUGAUCACUCUCUGCUGUUGCUCUGGAUGAGCUUCGUCUCCUUCUUUCAAGGGAUGAAUCUGAAUAAGCGAGAGCUGAACGAGCACGUGGAGUUCGAGUCUCAGACGUAUUACGCAGCAUUUGCAGCUGAGCUGGAGGCAUGUGCUCAGCCCAUGUGGGGUCUCCUCACACAUUGCAAAGUCAAGGAUACACAGGAGUACACAAAGACUCUGGUGCGGUACUGUCUGGAAACGCUACAAAUGUGGUUUGAUGCCAUUGGGUUUGUGGAUGAGCCUGCACCCAACCAGCUGACUUUUCAUUUACCUCUGCACCGAUACUAUGCCAUGUUCCUCAGCAAGGGAGUGAAGUGUCAAGGUCUGGAUUUGGACAGUCUGCUGCCUGAUCAGGAAAUGCUGAUGAAGAUCAUGGUUCAUCCACUGCAGAUACAGGCCAGUCUGUCUGAGAUCCAUAGUAACAUGUGGGUGAGAAAUGGACUGCAGAUUAAAGGUCAGGCGAUGACGUAUGUACAGUCUCACUUCUGUAACUCUAUGAUUGACCCGGACAUCUACCUCCUACAGGUGUGUGCAUCUCGACUGGAUCCAGAUUAUUUUAUUUCCUCCGUGUUUGAGAGGUUUAAGGUAGUGGAUUUGUUGACGAUGGCAUCUCAGCAUCAGAAUGCAGUGCUGGACUCGGAGCAGGAGAGACCCAUGCUGGAGGGAGCACUCACCUUCCUUGUCAUACUGUGCAGUCUCAGAAUACACUUAGGAAUGUCAGAUGAUGAGAUUUUGAGAGCAGAGAUGGUGUCACAGUUGUGUAUGAAUGAUCGUACCCAUAGUUCCCUGCUGGAUCUAAUCCCGGAGAAUCCGAACCCCAAGAGCGGUGUGGUUCCAGGCAGCUGUAGUUUUGAGGAGAUGUUGUCUGCUGUAGCUGAUUUUAAAGCCCCAGUGUUUGAGCCUGGAGGAUCUAUGCAGCAGGGCAUGUACACACCUAAAGCUGAAGUCUGGGAGAAAGAGUUUGACCCUAUAAUGGUGAUUUUACGCACAGUGUACCGCAGAGACGUGCAGUCGGCCAUGGAUCGAUACGGAGCAUUUCUGAAGCAGUCAGGUGUUCAUACGGGGAACCCCUGGCCCCCCUAUAAGGAGAGGACCCCUUUGCACCCAUGCUAUAGAGGACUGGUGCGCCUGUUGCACUGCAAAACUCUGCACAUCGUCAUCUUUACACUGCUUUAUAAGAUCUGGAUGGAUCAUCAGAAUAUGUCAGAACAUGUGUUGUGUAUGGUGCUGUACCUCAUAGAACUCGGAAUGGAUAACCAGGUCCAGGAGGACAAAUUAGAGGAGGAGCCCUGUAUUGAGGAGCACUGUCAUGACAGCUGGUUCCCUGGCACCAAUCUGCUGUCUAACCUCCAUCAUGUUAUCAACUUUGUGCGGGUGCGAGUGCCAGAGACGGCCCCGGAAGUGGAGAGAAAGAGAGAGAGGGAGAGAGACAGAGAAACUCCAGCCAGCACCAGUGCAGAUAGCAGCAGCUUCGGACAGAGUUCCAGGAGGCUAACAGGGAAUUGGAGAGAGAAUCUGCGUGAAGCUCAGGUGUUCAGUCUGGUGGCAGAGCGCAGGAGGAAGUUCCAGGAGAUCAUAAACCGCAGUAACCAUGAGGCCAGCCAAGCAGUGCGGCCCAAGUCCUCAUCCUCUCGCUGUCUGCCACCGGGCUCACCACCACAGCUGGUCACUGAAAUCCUUGAGAUCCGUGAGAGCAUGCUGUCUCUCCUGGUGAAGCUCCACCAGAAAUUGUCUGCCAAGCAGAACUCUCUGUCCCUGAGCUGGCUGGCCGAGGUGGAUCCGGGCCGGCACGAGCAUGGAGACGGCAUUACAGCCAUCGAAAGAAUCUUGGCCAAAGCUGCGUCCCGCAGCCGACACAGCAAGAGAUGUCUGCAGGAGAUCUGUGGGAAGGUGUGUCCACCCAUACCACCCAAGAUGACCAGUCCGGGAGACAAGAGCAUGAACAAGGAGGAGAGGCGUCAGCGGGCGAGAGAGAGACAGCAGAAGCUAUUGGCGGAGUUUGCCUCCAGGCAAAAGAGCUUCAUGGAGACGGCCAUGGAUGUUGAGUCACCUGAAGCAGAUGCAGUGAUGGAUGUGGGCUCGGCUGAACCUCUGGACUCUGAGAUUCUGUAUGACUGCGUGAUUUGUGGCCAGAGUGGUCCGUCCACUGAAGACAGACCCACAGGACUGGUGGUACUGCUGCAGGCUUCAUCAGUGUUGGGGCACCGUUGCCGUAGUGACACGCCGAAGCGAUUGCCAACUACAGAUGAAGAACAUAUCUACCCUGAGGACACGUGUGGAGCGACCCAUGACGUUAGACUGACCCUUAUGCAACGCUACUUUAAAGAUAGUUCCUGUCUGCAGUCAGUGUCUAUUGGCUGGGAUGGUGGUGUAUAUGUGCAGACGUGUGGUCACACUCUGCAUAUAGACUGUCACAAGUCUUACAUGGAGUCCUUACGGAAUGAUCAGGUUCUGCAGGGGUUUUCUGUGGAUAAGGGUGAGUUCACCUGCCCACUGUGUCGUCAGUUCGCCAACAGUGUUUUGCCCUGUCGGCCAGGGCGUGGCACGGAGACAGGCGCCUGGCACACGGCCAGCAACAAGAGCAUGAGCACACUGGUGAAGGAGGUGGAAGAUCUGCAGGAGCAGCUGGGCAUUUUCCCAGUAAGCGGCAGCAUAAGGCACAGAGAUCUCACGCUGGCGGAGUCAAACCUGAGUAAAGAAAUGGAAUCGGUUAUAAAGGACAUUAAAAACACCACGCAGAAGAAAUACAUGGAUUAUGGGAAGAACCCAGGGUCGCCUGACAAUGACUUCCUGUUCAUGUACUCUGUGGCCAGGACGAAUCUGGAGUUAGAGUUGGUUCAUCGUGGAGGGAAUCUGUGCAGUGGAGGCGCCAGUGCAGCUGCCAAACGUUCUUGUCUCAAUCAGCUGUUUCAUGUGUUGGCCAUGCACAUGCGACUGUACAGCAUAGAUUCAGCAUACAACCCCUGGAACAGACUCACGCAGAGCACGCACAGCAGAGAGACUGAGUACUGUGAUGAAGAGCGUCCUGAGGUGCCCAUGCUCUUCAGAGACGUCCCGUCCCUCCUCAUCAUCUUCAUCCUCACCAUGCCUCAGCCAUUACGUAAAGAGCACUUCACGUGUGUAGUGAAGGUGUUGUACAGUCUGCAGUACACACAGGCUCUGGCCGCUCUGUCCAUCAGAAUCAGCCGAGAGGAGAGACAUGCUUGGUGCAACACUGGAGCUGCCAAAAAGAACACGCCAAACUCAGACAAAUCAUGGGAGUCGUUGCUGGGUCAUGUGAUCUCUGAGCUGACGAAGGCCAAAGAUCUUUAUGACACCAACUCUGAGGAAACGUCUGUGCUGAAUUCCAGUGUGUGGUCUCCUCAGUCUAUUGAGUCCACCCUACAGCAGUUCUGUCUGCCCUUCCUGAGACUGUCCUGUUUGCUGCAACACCACCUGUAUGGAGACAGCUUACCCAGCUGCCCGAUGGAGGAGGAGUUCUCUCUGCUGAUUGGCUGUCUGGGUUUGGUUGGUUCUGUUAAGUCCAGCGCACCCAUGAGCAGUGCAGCGUGUCUGGAGUGGAACUUCAAUGCUUAUGAUCUGAUCGCUCAGUGGUGUUCAGAGGUCAUCGCUCUCUCAGAUACGCCCACCCAGCAGUCUGCGUCUUUGUUAGUUCAGGACCCUCGGUGGGCAGCUCCUCGACUCCUGCAGCUCCCAGACAAUUACAACACCAUCUUCCAGUACUACCACAGGAAAUCCUGCACAAGCUGUGGCAAGACCCCCAAAGACCCUGCGCUGUGUCUGGUGUGUGGAGCGUUUGUCUGUCUCAAGGGUCACUGCUGUAAGCAGCAGGGCAUCUGUGAGUGUGUACUGCACUCCCAACACUGUGGAGCAGCAACAGGAAUUUUCCUCCUGAUAAAUGCCUCAGUCAUUAUUAUCAUCCGAGGCCAUCGCUUCUGUCUGUGGGGAUCUGUGUAUCUGGAUGCUCAUGGAGAGGAGGAUAGAGACCUACGCCGAGGAAAGCCUCUGUAUUUAUGUGAGGAGAGGUACCGUGUUCUUGAGCAGCAGUGGGUCUCACACACCUUUGACCACAUCAACAAGCGCUGGGGUCCCCACUACAAUGGACUUUAACAUUAGUGUCCCAAUCCCAGCGUAGAUACGGGAGAGGAGACGACAGGAGAUGAUGUCAGUGCAGCCUAUGUCGUGUAAUAUAAAGAAAACAUGCAUUGAGUUGGUUCUGUCACAGCCUGGGUUCAUGUGAAGUUUAGUGUACAAUCAAGCCUAUUGACUAACAGCGUGUGUGUGUGUGUGUGUGUGUGUGUGUUUUAAAAGUGAUUUUCUGUGUGGAUUUCAAAGGGGAGAGUUUUGUUUUGUCCCAGCAAGCUUACAGUGAAAGCACAGACUAUAGUCCUACACUGAGUGAAUCUGUCGAUCCUUAUGGACUCGUGAGUGGAAAAAUGCUCCUGUUCGGUAAUGUUUGGAAAACUGAUAGUUUUUGAGAACUGAUACUUUGAAAAAACAAAUCUGACCAACAUUAAGCAAAUCAUGUACAGAUAUCAGAAUUAAUAUCAAAACCUUGAGCGCUAAAGGUACUAAGACAUGCAGACUCUCAACAUAUCCCCACCACCCCAUGACCAGUGCAAUGUGUAGUGAUGUCAUGCUAUAUGAGUUAAAACGCAUCUCAUAAGAUUUAUUCUGUAAGCUCAGAGACCUUUAUAUGCUGAUGUGGGUUCGACACCCUUUAAGGAGAAUUACUAAAGCAGGGUAUGAGACAAAAUGUCAACCGAUUAGAGCUAAAGCAAGAUUUGUCUCUGGUAAAGUUACAGUCAUCCUCAGGAAUUUUAUUUUAUUAUUUUUGUUUUGUAGUCUCAGAUAAAAGAUUUUAAUAUUUAAAACGUGCUGCUAUUCAUUGUCUAAAAAAGUUAAUUAUACCUUUGUAAAAAAUAUUUUUUACAAUUUGCAUUUUUUCUAAUGAAGGCUCUGUGUUGUUGGUGGUUGGCUGGUCUGUUGAGUUCAUUAUAAAAAAUAAAAAUAAAAAAUCCCCUGCAACCUUGUACAGUGUUUCUAAGGACAUUCUAUCUCAGAACCAGUAUUUAUAUUAUGUUUUUUGGUCAUUCCCCUCAUUUAAAGGUUAUACUUUUCCAAAUCAAUGUUUUUGAAUCUAAUAACUGAGUUAAUCUCACAAAAAAAUAUGUCCGUCUCAUAUAUCACCCAAAAAAUCAAGAGAAAAAAGGACAACAAAAAUGUUUUGAUUGAAUUUAUUUUUAUUAUUAUUUAAAAUUAUAUUAUUAUUAUUAUGUUAUUUUCAUGAAAAUUCUGCACAUUUCACACCAAAUUUUCUUAUUACGGUAAUGCGUCCAAACCUUUUACUUUUGAGUUUCCCAUUAUUCUCAUUGGUGAUUAUAUUUUCAUGGUUUAACUGUAAUACAAUGUUUGUUUGUUUUUUAGCAUCAUAAAUUAAAGUUAGUACCAUAAAUACUACAAUGUAGUAUCAACACUUUACGAUUUAAAUCAUGGUUUUGUCAGUAAUGAGACUUGAGUUUUUUUUUGUUUUUUUUUUUGCAUCACAGUAAUGAGAAUAUGUGGGGCAAAAUGUGCUUAAAUGUGAUUAUCACAUAUGCAAAAAAAAUACAAAAUGUAAUAGUCAUAAAAUAGGUUGCUUUUUUUUUUAAUGCUAAAGAGAAGUUAUUUCUUUUUGAUUUUGGGGUGAAAAAUGAUUUGACAGUUUUGUGAGAUUCACCCAACUAUUGCCAUCAAAAUAUCUGACCUAGCACUUACCCUCAGUCAGCUGUCACUCAAACUAUAUUUCCCUUAUCCUUAUUACAUGAUAAUGUCAAGACUAGUUGGCCCAUAGGGGGCAGUGUUUCAUCAAUUGACUCCUCAUUCACUCUUACAGAUGCUCACAGCUGUUAAAUGCUAAGACAGAGGAGUUUAAAGACUGUCUUUUUGGACUUGCAUAUCUACAAGUAGCCUAAACUCCUUCAUUAGGAAUUUGCAGACCAAGAAGUCUCUUGUUAAAGCUUGUUGAAAGUUAUAAUUUGUGUUAAUAUGAUAAUAUUUUGAUGCACACAUUACCCAGAUAUUAAAUUUUAAUUCCUGUUCUGAUCUAACAGGUCCCUUUCAGUUUUCUACACCUUUGAACCUUGGCCAGAUUGUGUGUUUAGAUGGAUUAUAACCUAGACAAAAAAAAAAAAAAAAAAAAAAAAGACGACAAAAGAAAAAACAUCAGUUUUCAAAAAUCAAAAACUAAAGUUGUUUGGUCCUCCACAUAAAUAGACUUUUAGUGAAGGUUAGAUUACUCGUUCAAUGUAUAAAAAAUGUGGUGUACCCCAAGGCUCUGUCCUUGGACCUUUACCCAUUGUGCUUUUCAAAGCAUUGUAGUGGGCAUUAUGCAUAUGUUAAUAUUUUAAAAUGCAUUAAAUUGGAUCACAUGGAAAUAUGAAUAUCACAGUCCAGGCAUGGGCAUGUAUGGUGCACUUUUUAUUUUACGCAGCUUAUCAGGGGGUGGUUUAGUGAGUAUGUCCUGUUUUCAUUUUUGCCUACUUCAAAUUUAAGAUCAAGUUUGGCAUUAAUAUAAUUACCCCAAUUUAAUUUAAAUUGAUUUCUACAAUGUCUUGAUAGUGAUUUUCUUUUGGUGGUAUCACAUUGAGAGCUCUUGAAAAUUGUUUAAAAUGCUUUUUUCUCAUCCUAUUUAAUUGUAUAUUUUUCCAUUUAAAUGCAGUUUGCAGUACAGUUUCCCAUACAUUAUAUUUUUGUCUGUCGUUUUGAUUGUAAGCCACAAUUAUAGAGACAAAAAUAAUCUCCAACUAUAUUGAGGGCAUCUUUCUUUCUUUCUUUCUCUCUUUCUCUCUGACUUACAAGCACCCUAAUACCACAUACACAUAUUCAGACACUCAAAUUCACCAGAACUAGCAUGUUUGGCUUGUAUUGAUCAGUUUGAUUGGAAGAUAUUACUUAUUAUAGCUGCAAUCACGCCAUGCUGGAGGGAGAAGGUUUUUCCAGUGCACUUGAAGUUGCUUAUUUUCUUUUGUCUUGAUUUCAUGCAUGCUGCUGGUUUUUUUUUUUUUUUUUUUUUUUAAAGCACUCUGCUUUUUCUCCCUCCCCACUGUAAAGACAGACAGUUUUGCUCAUUGUACUGAUGGAUAAUGGACAUGUAAGCUGGUGUGUUCUCAUGCAGUGAAUGUGUGUCAGGCAGGCAGUAAUACAGUACAUUACUGUAAGGUGCUGAUUUAGACUCUUUGUCAUCUCUGAAGGGGUGACUUUUAAUGACAUUUAAUGCAAAAUGUAACAUAUGUGAAUAAAAUAUACAGAUGCUCUGA
Molecule: messenger RNA, 8937 nt
Organism: Myxocyprinus asiaticus (Chinese sucker)
Lineage: Eukaryota; Metazoa; Chordata; Actinopteri; Cypriniformes; Catostomidae
Product: E3 ubiquitin-protein ligase ubr3
Exons: 40
Coding region: 131-5749 (1872 amino acids)
Biological process (GO): protein ubiquitination; ubiquitin-dependent protein catabolic process via the N-end rule pathway
Cellular component (GO): cytoplasm; ubiquitin ligase complex
Molecular function (GO): zinc ion binding; ubiquitin protein ligase activity
Source: RefSeq, a predicted model, not a curated record